CUUAGUAGGUAUAUUGGGCCAAGAAAAAAGAAGAUACCCAAACAUAGACGAUCUCAUCGUCGUCUCUGCGAGCAUCAAGCAAAACGGCGAUCAUUUCAUUCCGUCCGUAAGUAUCAAGCAGACCUCCAAGGACGGUGAAGACGCGCUACGAUGUCGGAUCCAUUUGCUGGGGCGAAAGGAGGUAGGCUCACCUUCAAGGGAGGAGUCUUGGCCUCCCGCAGCAAGGCCAUUGACAAGAAGAAGAAGAAGAAGAAGAAGAAGAGAGACAAAAGUAGAAGUGACGACAACCCCACGGACGAGACCGAAAUUUUGUCGUCGGCUGAUGCUGUAGAUGGCGGCGACGGAGAAGUGUAUACUAUUGACGCGGCCAAGCGUAUGAAGUACGAGGAGCUCUUCCCCGUGGAGACCAAGAAGUUCGGUUACGAUCCAAAUAACUCCAAUACCAAGUUCAAGUCUGUGGAGGAAGCUCUCGAUGACCGCGUCAAAAAGAAGGCGGAUCGUUACUGUAAAUAAUUAGGUCGCUUCUCUUGCUAUUCUGCUUCAGGCAUUCGCACGAUGGAACUCUGAAGAUUUCAGGGAUUUCUCAUUUCACUCCCCCAAGUAACAGGUUUAGUAACCCCAUGCCUCAGAUUUGUAUUUUUCAUUGUAUUGUAUUGUUAUCUUUUUAAACUCAAAGAUGAAAUUUUAGUAUCAAGGUGACUGUAAAUACUUUUUUGGUUUCUUUAAUCGUGUUCUCUUCUACAGUGUGUCCAAAUAGGCCAAAUUGUCGUACCAGUUAACAUGAGAAGGCGAAUCUUUGGUAGUAUCAAUAUUCUGUAUUAACGUAAAUGGUUAAAGGUUAUUCCAACAAUCCACCCACCCACCAAAUAAUUUAGUAUUGCUUGUAAUAUAAAUUUUCUAGACUUCGACAAAAAUAUUUUAAAUUUCUGAAGUAUGAUUUAUUUUAGUCUU
This is a messenger RNA of Momordica charantia (bitter melon), 951 nucleotides long. RefSeq lists its product as uncharacterized. The record is from RefSeq and is a predicted model, not a curated record. Lineage: Eukaryota; Viridiplantae; Streptophyta; Magnoliopsida; Cucurbitales; Cucurbitaceae.